CAGUAGGUUCAGCCGUACAGAUGCGCCGCCCUCUGCUGAACACAAUAAACGCGGCUGGCGUGUUCCGCUAUUCUGAACCUUCUGAACAAACGAUUUUAUACCUCUAGGAAAUAUAUAAUUCAGGCUUGUACAGAUGGAAAAGCAGGUUGUGGAUGGGUUGAGGGAGGUCUUCCAGUCAGGCAGAUCCAGACCCCUGCAGUACAGAAAACAGCAGCUCAGAGCCCUGCACCGCCUCAUCACUGAACGCCAAGCAGACAUCGAACAAGCUCUAAAGCAAGACCUCAACAAGAAUACGUAUAACACUUCACUCUUUGAGCUGAUCAGCAUCGAGAAUGACAUCAAAUUGGCGGAAAGUGACAUGGCGGACUGGGCAGCUCCUCAGCCUGUGAAGAAGAAUCUCAACAGCGCGCUUGACGAUGUUUACAUAAAGCCUGAACCUUUGGGUGUUGUGCUGAUAAUUGGAACCUGGAACUACCCUUGGGCCAUGAUCCUGCAGCCCCUGGUUGGAGCUAUUGCAGCUGGUAGUAGGAUUUUUGUAACUAAUUACAGCCAACAUAAAAAGUUGUGUUCAGCCGUGCUACUUCCACAAUGUAAAGCAUUUACAAACAGAAGAAAAUGUUGGGCGGGACUUGAUUUUAUCUAUUGGGAAUAAGUUGGAUUUUAAAAUGUUUAUAUGUACAGUAGGAGGUGAUGAAAGUUGAUAAAGUUUAAUUAUGACAACUCUCGAAAUACAUUUUAGUAAUAAGAAUUGUAGGAAGGAUUGAUCUUGUUGGACAAGAUCUGCUCAGCUGGUGUUGCUGGCAUGAGUGAAGCUUGCUCAGAAUUACAGGAACUAGGAUACAAGGUAAGGUAAGCAGAUCUAGA
Sinocyclocheilus rhinocerous is the source of this 864-nucleotide messenger RNA. Its product is annotated as fatty aldehyde dehydrogenase-like. Lineage: Eukaryota; Metazoa; Chordata; Actinopteri; Cypriniformes; Cyprinidae. Gene Ontology annotation, molecular function: 3-chloroallyl aldehyde dehydrogenase activity; aldehyde dehydrogenase (NAD+) activity. The transcript is spliced from 3 exons. The record is from RefSeq and is a predicted model, not a curated record. Gene Ontology annotation, cellular component: cytoplasm. The coding region runs from base 134 to 652 and encodes 172 amino acids. Gene Ontology annotation, biological process: aldehyde metabolic process.